Molecule: messenger RNA, 696 nt
Organism: Spirodela intermedia
Lineage: Eukaryota; Viridiplantae; Streptophyta; Magnoliopsida; Alismatales; Araceae
Source: the annotation of a GenBank genome assembly
AUGUCAACUCCAUGGUCAACCUUCAUAACUGACUUUCCCAACAACACUUUACUUCCUGAUCCUAAGACUUAUAGAAGCAUCCUCAGUGGUCUACACUACCUCACAAUAACACGUCCAGACAUAUCCUAUUAUGUGAAUUGGGCAUAUCAAAAAAUGCACAACCCCUCUCAUGAAGAUUGGCAAACCCUCAAGCAUCUUCUUCACUAUCUAAAGGGCUCAAUUACUUUGAACCUUCAUCUCUCUCAUAACUCUCUUCUUCAGCUCACAGCCUACAGUGACGCAGAUUGGGCCUCUUCUAAGAAUGAUCGCCGAUCCACUAGUGGUUAUCUUGUUUAUCUUGGAAGAAACUUGAUCUCCUGGUCGUCGAAGAAACAUUUUAUCGUCUCAAGAUCAAGUACAGAGGCUGAGUAUAAAGUUCCAGCAAACACGGCUGCUGAGUUUAUCUGGCUAAAUUCCCUUCUUAAUGAAAUUCAGAUCAAUCCACAAGGCACUCCAAUUCUCUACUGCGACAAUCUAGGAGCUACAUAUCUAUCUGUUAAUCCCGUCUUCCACGCUAGAACAAAACACAUUGAGAUCAAUUUUCACUUCAUUUGUGAAAGGGUCACCGCCAAACAAUUGCAAAUCAGAUUUCUUCCCAGCACUCAUCAGCUCGUUGACAUCCUAACAAAGCCUCUCCUCAAAAGUCGUUUUCAAUGA